AACUUUCAGCUGACAUGGAAGCCACCAGAGCAGCCUUAGAAAACGAACAUAAACUACAAAUUUUACAAAUGCAGACAAUCAGUGCGUUAUGGAAUAAGGUGGUGAGUCUGCAGCCUUACCCAAAAGAAGAGCCUGGUGGAGUUGGCGACGUCAAAGAUUUGGCCGAAACUUGUUUGAGGUUGAAUAAUCAGGUGCAACAACUGCAGGAAUCGAUGCAGGAGGUGUUGCGCUGUGUGAGCCCGGGAGGAGGCAACGUUGCCAACAACAGCAGCAGCAGUGUUGCCGCGUCCGGCUGCAUCAGCACUCAGACUGAGAUCGUGGCAGUUCACACGCCACAGGAGGGGGACACCUCCCGCUUCCCCUUCCAGCGGCCUUCUACACUGCCCCUCCCGCCCCACCAGCUCACCAACUAUGCCGACACUCUGGUCGAUGACGUCAUCAAGACCACGGUCGCUCACAAUAGUCAGGAUGCCGCCGGAUCCUAGAAGGAUGGUAGGCUGCAAGCACAAGUCUCUCAAUUUUGUUACCUCAUAGAAUUAAUUCAAUUGGGAGAGUGAAAAUUAAUGUUUAAAUCUGAGGAUGUAAUUGAAGUUGGGAGAAAAAGUGUUGAGUUUUUGUUAGAGGGUUAGUCAUAGAGAAAAGAUAGCACAAGAAAAUAUCCUACGGUAUAAAGUGUUUAUGUUCCAAAUUUCAAUAUUAACUCAAGCCGAUAGUCCGUCCCAGUAGUUAUUUUUUGUGAAGCUAUGUAACGCUGGUAGUCUCCCAUACUGUGGCGUUUUUACACGUUCGCUCGGAGAAAACAGUAACUUUAGACAGUAGUCGGCUUGGGUUAACAAAAAUCGGUUAACAAAAAAAUUUUCAAUUGAAUUUAAUUUAUUUAUUUGCCAAAAACAAAAUUCAAAAAAAUAUAAGCUAUUGCACUUAACUAAAAUACAUACAUAAUAAAGGAACUGCUAAUUUAUUCGAUAAGAAAUUAUAUCCUUAUUUUAUCCGAAAUAAUAAUUAUUAAAUGAAGAUUUGGAGCAUAAACGACCUAUACCAUGGGUUCUUAUGCUAUCUUUUGUCUAUGGUUAAGUUGGCUUAAAUAAUUGAAAAAGUAAUGAAUUUGUUGAUGUAAGAGUUAGUGGACGUAGGAGAUUCGCAGGGUUUUAGUUGUUUGUAAUUAAGGGAAGAGCUUGUGUGGAUCGUAGGAAAUGAAACCAAAAAAUUGUAACUAUGCCUUGAAUGCUAUGCAAUCUGAAAUUCCACUUGAUGUUAAUGAUAGAAGUUUUGAAAUUGAUAAACAGAUGGGGAUUUGCUAUUAGAUGGUUUGAGUUUAAUUGAACUUGAAGUGCCGUUUGUACAGUAGGCCUAUCGUUUAAACGGAAUCUCAGCUUAAACCGAUCAAAUCAUGUCUAGUUUCGUUUGCAAUGUGAUUAAUUUUGAUAUUAAACCACCAGCUGAUUGAAUUCAGUUUGUGCUUUCACUGUGCAGACGGCCCUCAAUAAAAUAAGUUGAGACUAGCUGAUCAAAUAUUGGAGUUCCCAGAUAGAUAGUGUGGAAGCUUUGCUAUCUCAUACAAGUCAAAUGUAUUAAAUGUGAUAUCGCUUUAUCAUUUAACGCCAGCAGUAUUGCCUUAUUAAAUAUAUUCAGGCACAUCAGUUUUCAUGAGAGAGUCACGAUUUCAUUCAAUCUGACAACGCUGCUAUUUGGUCGGCUGGAAGCUCAAGUCACAAUUAUUUUAACAAUAGAAUUAAAAUAUAUAAAUAAAUAAUUAAUCAUAGUCCUGGGUUAAUAUUAAUUUAGAUAGUAGUCAUUGCUGCUCUCACGCUUCUCCAUAACAUUCUUCCUCUUCGAGUCAUAACCAUAGAAUACAUUCAAUUGGGACAUUGAAGUUGUUGAAUUUUAAGAUAUACUUGAAGUUCGUAAGAAAAGUUCGUGAUAUUCAUAUUCGAAUAUUAGAUAUAUAUUUAUAUUUACUGUAAAACUCCUAACCCAAUUCGGUAGAAGAGUAUUUUAAAAAUAUAGCAAGUCUCUUUCAAUAUUCUCAUUACUACACAGUGUCCAAACUCAUGAUAUUUCUCGGUUUAUAUAGACAUUCUAGAAAAAAGGAUUGAAAUAAAGAUAAAAUUAAUGUCGGUUGAACAUUCAAAUAAUGACAAAUCUAGCAGAAAUGACAAAACACAAAGACAUGCAACAAAACAUUAUUCUGAACUAUCGCAAAGAACUGAUGAGUUGGAUUCCAGCAGAGAGAGCAAUUAUUCUGAUAAUUAUUCCAAGUGA
Molecule: messenger RNA, 2262 nt
Organism: Nilaparvata lugens (brown planthopper)
Lineage: Eukaryota; Metazoa; Arthropoda; Insecta; Hemiptera; Delphacidae
Exons: 3
Coding region: 15-485 (156 amino acids)
Source: RefSeq, a predicted model, not a curated record